Molecule: messenger RNA, 782 nt
Organism: Phytophthora nicotianae INRA-310
Lineage: Eukaryota; Oomycota; Peronosporomycetes; Peronosporales; Peronosporaceae
Exons: 3
Coding region: 1-729 (242 amino acids)
Source: RefSeq, a predicted model, not a curated record
AUGGCUACGAUAGCGCAACAUUCAGAUGUGCUCGCAACGGCCAUUUUGGACGACAUCCUACUGGACACGGUGCAGUUGCUUAACGAGGACGACAGACAACAGUCUUACCACCGGCUAGAAGCUCACCACGCCGAUCAACUUGACGAUAUAUUGGCUCGCAUUCACGAGAUCAAACGAGAGGAGGACAGCAUGAUUCAUCAAGGACUGGCACUUGGCUAUCAAACCCAAGGUGUAAAAUGCAAUCUUCCGACUGCGUCACGUCACGGCAUUAUUAACCAGAAGUCAGCGAAGCACGAAAGCGUAAACCUAUCGAACUUGACGCUCCCGCUUGAAGUGGUGAUGAAUAUCAACGUAUCUGACGGAGACGGAAAUCCGUCGCCGUCUGGACGCGUUGCCGAAAUUUCUGAUUGGAGCAUGGCUUUCAACAACGAUGAAUUUGAUUUCAUUGAGCUCAAGGCUCCAGCGCAACAAACGUUGUUUGCAGAAACGACGGUGGGAACUUCAAUCCUACAAGGUAAACGUCUCCAGUCCAUCGAGCGGAAAAGACACAAGUUUCAACACCACCGCCGUCUUGUGGAAUCGUCCCUCGCUGAGACUGGAAUGACGCAAUAUGCAGUCAUUGAAAUACUGGAGGAAAUGCUGCUGGGCGAUCUGAUCGAGGAGACCACAACAGAACUCAACAACACCCUUAUCUCUCUGUCGGACACAUUGCUGACCAAUUUGCUGUGAUUAAAGCUUGUACAAAAUAAUGCCAGCCUCAUACUGCUAAUCUAUAUUACUUC